Molecule: messenger RNA, 1359 nt
Organism: Magallana angulata
Lineage: Eukaryota; Metazoa; Mollusca; Bivalvia; Ostreida; Ostreidae
Product: epididymal secretory glutathione peroxidase-like
Exons: 3
Biological process (GO): response to oxidative stress
Molecular function (GO): glutathione peroxidase activity
Source: RefSeq, a predicted model, not a curated record
CCCAAAUAAAUGUUACAAAACAGACAGAAGCCCGGAUGACAGCAGAUGUUUAUACAACGUUAUAUAUCUACGCCUGUUGCCACAGCUUCCAAGGCCGUGCGUUGUGGAUAGAGGCAGACAUGAAUCCGCUCGUUGUCUCUCUGCUCCUUCUCCCCUUCCUUUCAUCGACACAUUGUGGACGGUUCUAUUCUUUAUGCGACAAAAAGCCAAAGGACCAAAGUUUUUAUAACUUGCAAACUGUGGAUUUGGAUGGAAGCAAUCGAACGCUGCACCAUUUCGCCGGGAAUGUAACUUUGGUUGUUAAUCUAGCAACAUUCUGAGGUUUCACCUACCAGUACCAUCAACUGAAUGCAUACGUGGGUGAGGACAGUCACCUGAGGGUGAUGGGAUUCCCCUGUAAUCAGUUCGGCCACCAGGAACCGGCUGACAAUGCGACGGAGCUUUUUAACGGUCUGAAGUACGUUCGGCCCGGUAGUGGCUUUGUUCCCGCCUUCGACAUUAUGGGAAUAGGCGAUGUCAACGGCGAAAAGGAAUCGUUUGUGUACACUUAUCUAAAGGAACGAUGUCGACUUCCCGAUGAAGCCAAAUUUAAUCCACACGAAAGUUUUUGGAAAACAUUCAAGAUCCGAGAUGUCGUCUGGAACUUCGAGAAGUUCCUUGUUGACAGUAAUGGCGUCCCAGUGCUCCGAUUUCUGUCGACCGUGGAACCAAUGGACAUCUUAAAAAUUUCGAAACUGCUUCUUAAUGACCCAUCCUGUAACUCAUGUCUGGAAACCGAGUUGAAGAUUCUUGAAUCAAAGUAUCCUAAAAAAUGACGUCCACCCUAUCUGUGUCCGAAUCCAACAACCUCUUCGGGGAAAAGGAUUUUCUUCAGUCUGAAAUAUUUCUUUGUAUUUGUGUUUUUUCUUGUUAAUUUUAACUUUUUUCAUAUGUAAAAAAUGAUACAAUUUGAAAAAAAAACAAAACAAAAGAAUACAAAUUAACACUCCGGUUUCUGGAAAUGCAAAAUCAUGAUUUUUUAAAAAAAAUUGUUCUACUCAAUCACUCUCUUUCUUUUCAGUGGACCAUACUAAAUUUUUCGAUACAUAUUAUCGAUAUGUGUUAAUCAUGUUGGUACAUUUUCUAACUGCUGUAAACUGACAUAUGACAGGUAUCUUCGAAACUGACCGGAAGUUACUUCGAUGUCGUUCGCCUUCAUUUAUUUAUGCAUUCGUAAAUGUUGGUGACCGGGCUCAGCUUUACACAGUUAGGAAAUUAAAAACAUGGUUCUCAACGAUAGGCAGUCAGCGUCCACUGAAUUACAUCAGCUGUGUUGUAGACUUUAACUGAAUUGUAAUUUAAUAAAAAGGUUACACAUGA